AUGGCCAUAGAGAUUGAGAAACCCAUAGUUGGGCUAUCAAAAAUGGCCACGUCAGAUACCCAUGGAGAAGAUUCACCCUACUUUGCUGGGUGGAAAGCAUACGAUGAAGAUCCAUUUGAUGAAGUUCACAAUCCAUCUGGUGUUAUUCAAAUGGGAUUGGCCGAAAAUCAAGUGUCAUUUGAUUUGGUGGAAAAGUAUUUGGAAAAACACACAUGCUCAGGGAGUGGAGUUUCUAGCUUUAGGAAAAAUGCUUUAUUCCAAGAUUAUCAUGGACUGCUUUCAUUUAGAAAGGCAAUGGCUAGCUUCAUGGAAAAAAUAAGAGGUGGAAGGGCAAGAUUUGAUCCUGAUAGAGUUGUUAUUACAGCUGGCGCCACUGCUGCUAAUGAGUUAUUAACUUUCAUCUUAGCUAAUCCUGGCGAUGCUUUGCUUGUUCCAACUCCUUACUAUCCAGGAUUUGAUAGAGACUUGAGGUGGAGGACGGGUGUGCAAAUCGUUCCAAUCCAUUGCGACAGUUCAAAUAAUUUCCAAGUUACUCCACAAGCCUUAGAAGAAGCCUACGAGGAAGCGGAAACCAAGAACAUAAAAGUGAGAGGGGUUAUUAUAACAAACCCCUCUAACCCAUUAGGUGCCACCAUCCAAAGGUGUGUGCUUGAGGGCAUUCUUGAAUUCGUCACAAGAAAAAACAUCCACCUUGUGUCCGAUGAAAUCUACUCGGGUUCCGCCUUUUGUUGCUCCGAAUUUGUUAGCAUUAGUGAAGUAAUUGAAUCAAGGAAUUACAUGGAUUCAGAGAGGGUACACAUUGUGUACAGCCUCUCCAAGGACCUGGGACUACCUGGGUUUCGAGUUGGGACAAUCUACUCUUACAAUGACAAAGUUGUGACAACUGCAAGGAGAAUGUCGAGUUUCACAUUGAUUUCUUCUCAGACACAACAGCUCCUGGCUUCCAUGUUGUCGGACGAGAAAUUCAGUGAGGAUUACAUAAAGACGAAUCGUGAAAGGCUGAGGAGGAGAUAUGAAAUGAUUAUUCAUGGAUUGAGGAGUGCUGGGAUUGAGUGCUUGAAAGGGAAUGCAGGAUUGUUUUGCUGGAUGGAUUUGAGUCCUUUAUUGGAAAAGCCUACAAAGGAAUGUGAAUUGGCCCUUUGGAACAGAAUAUUGCAUCAAGUGAAACUGAAUAUUUCUCCAGGCUCCUCUUGCCAUUGCUCAGAGCCUGGUUGGUUCAGGGUUUGUUUCUCCAACAUGAGUGAAAAUACGUUAGAAAUUGCACUCAGAAGAAUACAUGCUUUCAUGGAAAGAAAGAGAACAUAA
Nicotiana attenuata is the source of this 1305-nucleotide messenger RNA. RefSeq names its product 1-aminocyclopropane-1-carboxylate synthase 7-like. The transcript is spliced from 3 exons. Gene Ontology annotation, molecular function: transaminase activity; pyridoxal phosphate binding. NCBI's taxonomy places the organism in Eukaryota, Viridiplantae, Streptophyta, Magnoliopsida, Solanales, Solanaceae. Gene Ontology annotation, biological process: biosynthetic process; amino acid metabolic process. The coding region runs from base 1 to 1305 and encodes 434 amino acids. The record is from RefSeq and is a predicted model, not a curated record.